Striga hermonthica is the source of this 453-nucleotide messenger RNA. The record is from the annotation of a GenBank genome assembly. Lineage: Eukaryota; Viridiplantae; Streptophyta; Magnoliopsida; Lamiales; Orobanchaceae.
AUGAACAAAUCUGCAGAUUAUUGCAGCCAUGACUUUGAUUAUCAAGCAGAUUUUACUCAGUUUUUGGAAGAAGCAAAGAGAAGUACAUUCCAAAAAGCACCAACCACACCACAAGUUAGUGAAAAACAGUUGAACCCUGCAAAAAAGAACAGGAAAUCAUGGAAAAAAUCUCUGUUUUACUGGUUGAAAAUCGACAAGAAGGAUAAGAAACCCGGCCCGAACAUCGAAAAGGCCUUCAAGCCCAAGAACGGGCAUGUUUCGGGCCCAGUCCACCCGACUACAGGCAAGAAUACCACAAGCAGAGCCCGCAGGCCGGCAUCGGGCCCGAUCACGAGUAUUUUCAGCCCAACAAAAGGAGCAGAUGAGUAUGAUAGGGUGCCCUAUGUGUGUCUUGGCCAGAUUAGUGAUCCCCACAAGGUUCAGUCAUAUGGGCCUGUUUACUUAGUCACAUAG